Molecule: messenger RNA, 1886 nt
Organism: Staurois parvus
Lineage: Eukaryota; Metazoa; Chordata; Amphibia; Anura; Ranidae
Source: the annotation of a GenBank genome assembly
AUGUCACAGAUUUUGCAUUUGAGAACUGGCUUCUUGUGUUGCAGCAGGAUAUGCUGUUUCAGGGGCUCCAGGAAUGUAUCUAGGUGGAAGGAAAUUGCACUUCGAUAUCAGGGAAACAUAUUCAAGCACAGCAGAAUAAAAAGCUUCUCGAAGAUCACAAUGAUGUGCCUGGGCAUCAGGUAUGUGCCAACGGAAUGUGAAAGACUAUACCAAGGGGUAGUACCAGCAGAGGUGGCCAUGGUUCCUGGAGCUUCACCAAGUCAUCAGAAAUCUGGAGAUAGCCUCCUGAAAAAGACCAGCUUCAUUGUGCACUUGGUUGCGCGGUCUUGCAUCCUCUUCCUGAAAUUUGGGCCGCUCUUACUAGUGUAUCCAUUGACAUUCUUUUCAGCCAGAUUUUAUACCCUGUGGCUUCAUCUUCUGCUGAAGGCCACCGAGUCAUCAGGGCCAGCGUGCAUUAAACUUGGCCAGUGGGCUAGCACUCGAAGAGAUAUUUUCUCUGAAAUGUUCUGUGCCAAAUUUUCCAAACUUCAUGUUAAGGUGGCACCACACUCUUGGGGUUACACCGAGUUUUGCCUGAAAAGAGCCUUCGGAGAUAACUAUGGACAAAUGUUAACAUUUCCAAGUAAGGAACCUGUAGGUUCUGGCUGUGUUGCUCAGGUGUACAAAGCCUACGCUGACCUAUCUGUUAUGGAUACUAUGGAAUCACAAUCCUUGAUUGGAAGCGUUGGGAGUGACUAUGGCUUUGAGGCAUGGGAAGUGGCGGGGCUUGGUGGAAUUUUCAGGCCUCUAGGAAAAAGGAGACCAUCUGAUCAUGACGCUCCUGAAAACCAAGGAGAUACUGGUGGAACCUGCGAUAUCCAAAAAGAAGACCCAGAUCCUUUAUCCAUAAAGGGAUCAGAAGAUGAUUCUCAUCACUUGAUUCCUGUCGCCGUAAAAGUCCUGCAUCCAGGUCUAAGACAACAGGUUAAAAUGGACCUCCUCCUAAUGAAGACCUGGAGCCGACUGCUUGACCUCAUCCCUGGAUUCAGGUGGCUGAGCCUGACUGAGAUUGUGGAGGAGUUUGAGAAACUCAUGACUCGGCAAAUAAAUCUCAAAUAUGAAGCCAGAAAUUUGGAGAUAUUUCAUCAAAAGUUUGAAAAAAUUGACUUUAUAAAGUUUCCUAUCCCACUGCGACCCUUCGUUACAAGGAACAUCCUUGUGGAGACCUUUGAGGAAGGUGAACCUUUGUCUCUCUAUGUCCAAGGGUCAGAGUCUACUCAGAUCAAGCAAAGAAUAGCAGCAAUGGGUGUCGACAUGCUGCUGAAGAUGGUGUUUGUGGAUAAUUUUGUCCAUGCUGAUCUGCACCCCGGUAAUAUUCUUGUACAGGGGACUCAGGAGUUUACUUCAAGACAGACUGAGCAGACCACGUUGGUGGACAUGUGUGACACGCUGAUUGUGAAUGUUCACCCCAGCCGCUGCCCUCUCUCCGGUUGGUGUUGCUGGAUGCGGGAAUCGUUGCAGAACUGCAGGAGAGAGAUCUUGAGAAUUUCCGAUCUGUGUUUACUGCAGUGGUCUUACGGCAGGGAGAGACUGUGGCAGAACUGAUCCUUCACCAUGCCAGAGCUAACCAAUGUACGGAUGUGGAAGCUUUCAAGUCUCAGAUGGCCGAGCUAGUGAAUGAGGCCCGUAAGAGUACAGUGUCUUUGGGGAAGCUCCAGGUUGCAUUAUUGCUGUCUCAGGUGUUCCGUCUUUUGAUGAAACAUAAGGUGAAGCUGGAGAGUAACUUUGCUUCUAUAGUGUUUGCCAUCUUAGUCUUGGAAGGACUUGGGCGGUCGCUGGAUCCCGAGAUUGAUAUCCUGGAGGCGGCCAGGCCUCUGCUGGUGAAGAGUGCGGCAUCCCUCAUAUAG